Messenger RNA from Scylla paramamosain (green mud crab), 987 nucleotides. Its product is annotated as zinc finger BED domain-containing protein 4-like. The transcript is spliced from 2 exons. Lineage: Eukaryota; Metazoa; Arthropoda; Malacostraca; Decapoda; Portunidae. Gene Ontology annotation, molecular function: protein dimerization activity. The coding region runs from base 316 to 948 and encodes 210 amino acids. The record is from RefSeq and is a predicted model, not a curated record.
UCAAGUCUGCUGUUCUUGAUACUGUUCGUAUGGGUAAGUCCCAUACAGAAGAUAAUAUUGCAGAAGAGAUAAGACUUGUCUGCAAUAAAUAGAACACUUUAGAUAAAAUUCACUCAAUUGUGACUGGCAAUGAUGCUAACAUGACUGCAGCAAUAAAAGAAAUGAAUGUUCGCCAUAUCCCGUGCUUUGCACACACUUUGAAUCUAGUUGUUCAGGACUCCAUUAAGAACACUGAGGAUGUCCAGAAGCUAAAAGAAAAAAAUAAAGACUAUUGUAAGUUUUUUCCAUCAAAGCGUGAAGACUUCUGAUAAGCUCAUGCAGGUGCAAGAGCAGCAAAAGCAGCCUUCAAAGAAAUUUAUUCAGGAUGUAGAAACUAGAUGGAAUUCUACAUACUACAUGAUGGAACGAUAUUUAGAGCAACAUGACCACGUGACAUACACUCUCUGCUAUCUGAGGAAAACUAAUGUAUGUCUGUCUAACGAGGAGCUUGUACUCCUUCAGUACACCAUAAAUGUCUUGGAACCGUUUGAGGAGGCGACUAAAGAAAUGUCAGCCGAAAAAGUCACCUCUAUUUCGAAGAUAAUACCAAUGGUGAGAGGAAUUCAGGGGUACAUGAAUUCCAUCCUUUCCACCGGGCCCCAGCCAAUAAACAACCAGCACUCUCUUGCAAGAGAACUAAAGAGACAAAUGGAGCAAAGGUUCUUUGCAAUGGAGGGAUCCUUCACUCUCAAAGCUGCUACUCUUUUGGAUCCAAGUUUUAAAAAUAGGGAGUUCGUCACACUGUUCUCUAAACUAAAAGAGAUGGCAAAUAGAUAUCUGUGCACACUUGCAUCAUCUGUUCCAUCAGAACGAUUGUUUUCUAAAGCAGGUGAACUGAUAUCACACAGGCGAAGUAGUCUCAAGGGAGAGAAUAUCAACAUGAUUCUCUUUUUAAACAAAAACAUUUAAGACCGUGAGUGCUCUAAGCAAGCCUGGCCUGUAUCUAAA